AUGGAAAGCUCCUCCGCCUACUCCGCCUUGACCCAAAACCGCUUUUUCACCCAACACCUUCUUCGCGCCUUAUCCCAACCCGAUCCUCCCCCAAAAAUCCAAUCAAAUUCCUUAUUCCUACGCUGCCUAAACUGUGAGGCUGAAUCAUACUCGCUCCCAAUCACCCAACCCGCGGAACAAAGAGUCGGUGAUCUCACCACUGCAUUGGCACAGACACUACGGGCCUACGACCAAAGAGGCUUGCAGUCGACUCACAGACGCGCGCGCGCCAUCGACCCCACGCAAGACGCACAGCGUACAUAG
Penicillium malachiteum is the source of this 303-nucleotide messenger RNA. RefSeq lists its product as uncharacterized. The record is from RefSeq and is a predicted model, not a curated record. The transcript has a single exon. NCBI's taxonomy places the organism in Eukaryota, Fungi, Ascomycota, Eurotiomycetes, Eurotiales, Aspergillaceae. The coding region runs from base 1 to 303 and encodes 100 amino acids.